Molecule: messenger RNA, 3165 nt
Organism: Diabrotica balteata
Lineage: Eukaryota; Metazoa; Arthropoda; Insecta; Coleoptera; Chrysomelidae
Source: the annotation of a GenBank genome assembly
AGGGUGAAAGCCACGGUGGCGUCAGGCCCAGAGUGUGGCCCGGUGGCCGCCGAUAAGGGGGCCGAUUGUUGGUGGUCCCCACUGGCGGCCAUGGGCUGCUUCGGGAAUAGGGACGCUGCCCAGACGUCUGAAGACAUUCGUUCUCAGAAGCGCAUAAGUGACCAAAUAAAUAGGCAGCUCGCCAAAGAAAAACAAGUGUAUCGUGCCACGCACCGACUGCUACUUUUAGGAGCAGGAGAAUCGGGAAAGUCGACGAUAGUUAAGCAGAUGCGUAUUUUGCACGUUAAUGGUUUCAGUGAUAAAGAGAAAAAACAGAAAAUUGAAGAUAUCAAAAAGAAUAUUCGAGACGCCAUUAUUACCAUAACGGGGGCAAUGUCGACGCUUAGCCCACCAGUAGCUUUAGAAAAACCUGAAAACCAAGUCAGAGUGGAUUGGAUUCAGGACUGCGCAACUGGUCCUGAUUUUGACUAUCCUCCAGAAUUUUAUGAUCACACUGAGGCCCUUUGGAAGGACAGAGGUGUACAGGCUACCUUCGAUAGAAGUAAUGAGUACCAACUCAUAGACUGUGCUAAAUAUUUCCUCGAUCAAGUAAGUGUGAUCAGAAGGCCAGAUUAUACACCCACUGAACAGGAUAUACUGCGUUGUCGUGUCCUUACUAGUGGAAUUUUUGAAACACUCUUCCAAGUUGAUAAAGUCAAUUUUCACAUGUUUGACGUUGGAGGGCAGCGAGACGAGCGCCGCAAAUGGAUCCAAUGCUUUAAUGAUGUGACGGCCAUUAUUUUCGUAACGGCGUGCAGCUCUUAUAAUAUGGUAUUGCGAGAAGAUCCGACUCAGAACAGGCUCAAAGAAAGUCUAGAGCUGUUUAAGUCAAUAUGGAACAACAGGUGGUUGAGGACCAUCUCCGUUAUUCUUUUCCUUAACAAGCAAGAUCUUCUUGCUGAGAAAAUUUUAGCAGGAAAGAGUAAAUUAGAAGAAUACUUUUCUGAUUUCCUAAGAUAUCAGAUUCCAGUGGAGGUCGCGAAUGAUUUCAACGAACACCCUGAAGUAUUUCGAGCCAAGUACUUUAUUAGGGACGAGUUUUUGCGCAUAAGUACAGCUUCAGGUGAGGGCAAGCAUUACUGUUAUCCCCAUUUUACAUGUGCUGUGGACACGGAAAACAUAAAGAGAGUAUUUAACGACUGCCGUGACAUUAUCCAACGUAUGCAUCUGCGUCAGUAUGAACUAUUAUAACCGCCCACUUCAUUUUCAAGCAUAUUUUUUGGUCUCCAGCGCUUAAUUCCUCCCUUUUGGCCGGCUAACAACGUUCACUUUACGUUUGUCAACCAAAAAAGUGGUCGAUGUAGCAGCUACAAGAAGCGAAUGGCCAGUGUAAUAGCCAUUAUUUUUUAUUUCUCUUUUCAUCUCCAUUAGCUGAAAACUAAUUUUUAAAUAGUACUAUACUGUUUAAAACUAUAACCGAGUAUAGUUGUGAUUAUUAAUUUAUAAUAAAAAAAAAAACGUUUUGGUUUAAUAAAUAAUCUUAAUGGUCCAAGCGAUUCUCUAACUAUGGACAUUAAAUCAAUCUCAGACUAAAAGAAUAUUGGAGCAUUUAGGAUAAAUGUGUAGUGGAAAUAUAUAAAUCUUUACUAUAAAAGGAAAUUCAAUGUCUGGUCAAUAGAUGGCUUUAAUUUAAAAAGGUAACUGUUUGCUCAAUUUACAAUGUUUAAAAAUAUUUUGAUGUACUUUUUUAUUGAUUUUUUUAAACCCGAAACAAUCAGUAUGACUGUUUAGAGUAACUAUUAAACAUUUGUUAAAAUUACAGGCAGUUGCAUUAAAUUUUUAUUUACCGUGAAACAUUGAGCAACGUUUAGAAAUAUUUAUGCAUUUAUAUAUACAAGAAUCCUUCUCGACAUAGAUCAUUCUCAAGUAUAUUUUAUAGUUAAAAUGACAUAAAGCUAGUCUUGGAUAAUGACGUUGUCAAUGACAUUGAUUAUGAUAAAAUAUGUAGUAUAUAUGUGCAAACUUUUCAUAUAAAUUUAAUGUGCCAUUUUUUCAAAGGACUCGUACAUAUGUAGUACAAUAAGAGAUGUAUCAAAAUAUCUACAAUGCGUUGACGGAAUUUAUAUUUAAAAGAUUGAAAAAACAGAAAAGAAGUGUACAAAAAAUAUCUAUCUUAUAAUAUAACAAAUUAAUAACGGGAAAAUAAACAUCUGAACAAAUUGCUCUAAAUAUUGCUCCACAAUAAUUGAGUUUAUAAAUAAUAAGUAAUACAGAAUUUUCCGAAAUUUAAAUUGUUAAAAACUUUUUUCGCAGUGUAUCCACAGUAUACAGCUCUUUAUCGCUGUUACGCCUUUUGAAAGCUGACUAAUCUUAAGGAUUCGUUUUAAAAGCUCCUAACUAUAUAUUAAUCGAAUAUAAUUUCUUUACAAAUCUAGUAAAUUAAAAAAUGCAAUAUUAAAAUGAAAAAUCACACUUGUUGUAUAUAAAAUUCGUUCCAUAGAUUCCUUGGUCGUACCAUAGGCCGUACCUGUAUAUUAACAUAAACUAGGCAGUCUGUAGUCUGAUGAUGUCUCCAGAAUCAUCUAGUGAAAGUCAUGACGAUUUGUUUUUCCUAAUAAGUGGAAGUUUACUUCAUAUAAGAUCAAAGAAGAAGAAGAAACGCAGGUAUUGGAUACAUCCUAUAGUAAAAUAAUGAAAAAAUAAAGGAAUGUUUUACACGUUAGUUAACGAAAUUAAAGAUAGCCCAGAAAAGCAUCUUCCGAAAUAAAACUGUGGGUAACCUCUUCCCAAGCAUGUUUUUUCUUUGUUUUAUUCGAAUAUUUAUUUGAGCGCAUUUCCCAAAUUGCUGGCUGUGUGUGAAUUUCGGUAAUUAAUUUAUCGAUGUCUAUAGCCUCCAUUAUACAAAAUUUGGCAAACACUCACAAAAGUAACCAAAUAAAACCGCUACAAAACAGUCAUACGUCUGUGUUGAAGCACGAGAUAUCUAUUACUGAUGUGCCACCAGAAGUCAUAAAAUUGCCGACGGCGCAUGGUACUCAGCAUAGGCCGUGCGGCGGCCGACGCAGCGAGCUGACGAACGAAGCUCGUCUGUGUUGCACAACAUAACUACCAUAGACGAGAGACCGCUUUCAACGCCGCCGCCGACGUGGCGCACGCCGUCCUGUCUGUGUUUAACAUAGUAGUAAU